Molecule: messenger RNA, 2952 nt
Organism: Somion occarium
Lineage: Eukaryota; Fungi; Basidiomycota; Agaricomycetes; Polyporales; Cerrenaceae
Source: the annotation of a GenBank genome assembly
GAUCGAAGAUCUCAGAUCCAAAUUUGUGAAAGUUGCCUCGAAUUUGCUCGUGAAGUGAAAUACAACACACCCCUCGAGUCUUCUAUGCUAUGGAGAGCGUACACCCCUUGAAGUCACUCUUGCAGUUCCAACUUGCCUCAGAUGCCCAGGCUGUGGUACAUCUUCCAUAUAUUCUCACCGUCUUGCAGGCCGACGACUUAAGACCCUCCGAAAACAUUCACAAAUGGACGACCCGUCUAAAUGCAUUGAUUUUCUCAAAAGAUGGCGGGGCACGCUGGGCAGGACUCUCCUUAGCUCUACAGACCGCUAGCUUUUCUCAGUCUAUCAUGCUUGAAUAUGCGCAGAGUUGGGUUGGAGCUGCGUUACCUAUGUUGUCUAAAAAAGAACCGCUACCUACUCUUAAAGCUGCAAUACGGCUGCUCAGACGCAUCUUUACAAGUGCGACUGACGUUCCUGAAUUCCAAAGACAAGUGUCAACUCCAAACGUACCCAAGUUUAGCCAAGCUUUGAUUUCACUAGGAGAUAAAACCGAAGAUGAAGAGCUCAAGAUUCUUUGUCUGGAUACUCUUGCACACCUCGUUCCCCUCUAUCCCACUCUGCACCGCUCAUUACACGCUGCUCUGUCAAGUUCUGCUAUCAAGUUCCUGAACGGUGCCACCCCUCAGCCCACAUCUUCACGAUUGCUCUCUUCCGCUUCACGACUAAACGCAUUGCUCCAUUAUACCGGGGGCAAGGUGGGCGCUGCUACCCAAUGGCGGAAAGCCGUGGAUGACGCCAUUCUUUUUACCUGGGGAUCAUUCAUGAGUAUCAGAACUACGUUCCCAGCCCCAGGCAAUCCGGAUGUCUUCGCACCUCAACCUGUUUUCAACCAGGAUCCCAUUGUGAACAUCCCAUUGAAUGUGGACCGUCUGCGGGCUGCCGUAGUUGUACUGUGUGAUCUGAUGCACACCUCGAAUCCUCGAGCUGUCGUGCUGCCAAUUGGGCCUCUUGUCCGCCUAUGCGUUGCAUUGAUUCGCUGUACACCCGACGAAAAGAUCGAGGGCCAUGUCGAUCCUGUCAUCCACACGAUGGAGCUCUCCGCGAUUCCUCACAUCCAAAAAUUAGGUUGCGAUCUAGUGCGCGCACUGGCAUUCUGCACCCACCAACAUUUGACACCACAUAUGUCUCAAUUGCUCUUUUACUUGGUCCACCAACUUGAAAAACAAUAUCCUUCUCAAGAACGUCUUCCUUUCCUGCAAGCAACCGCAUCCCUGGUACAUAACUGCGCACCACCGCACGAUCCCCUCCUCCACUCUCGCGUCACAAGAGCCGUCCUUCCAUUCAUCAAUCACCUCUUGGCUACUCAAGCCGAGGUCCAACGUGACACCGACACCACUACCAGCGGGUCCAAGUCGAAGAGGGGUAAGAAGAGAGCGAAGGGUUACGAAGGUGAUGAAGUGUUCAGCGUGAACCGCUCGAUUAUUUGCCCUACCAAGUCUGAUGGGGACGUCGUACUUGCGACUCUGGAACUAUUGCAACUCAUCCUUCGCAACGGUUUACUCACACCUGCCGUACAGUCCAUCGCCACGAGAGUGCUACUGUCGAUUUACGUUGGCUUACCUCAAACUCCUCCCGUACACAUCUCUCUUGAUACCUCGCUUCAUGGUAGAAUUCUUGAGAAGGUGUCCAGAAUAUGCGCAGAGUUCGCUGCCGGCACCACGAGUACCAUGAGCAAGAGCUUAGGCCUGGUGCUCGGUACAUCUCUGCAGAGUCCUACAUCAUCUGGUGUCACAAGAGAACUCGAGCUCCUUUUACACCCUCGAGCGCCGCCGCUUGUUAGAUCACUUCCACACAUCGAGACUCUAUCUCUCUUCCAAGCGGAAGAAAGUCAAGAGGAGCAAGAGGCGCGUCACACACUACAAAUCGGUGUUCCGGGUGAACUAGCAGCGGCGACCCAGGAGCCUGAUGUUGCGAUGGAUAUUCAAUUGAUCUCCAGUUCGCAUAUCGCACCCCCGACAAAUCAUGUUGUGCCUGUGACUGUUCCGACCGUUCCAUCAGGUCCUUCAAUGUCUGUUGUACAGGCCCCUCCCCGAGCUGCUCUUCAAGUCAUUCAGCCUGCCGUUCCUGCACCAGCCGUCACUCCCUCGACUGCUUCUUUUCAACCUCCUCCAACCUCAGCGUCAAUACCAAAAGCUAAUGACUCAUCACUAACAAGAUCUAGUGCGAAUACCUCCACAACAGCCUCGAUUGCGCAAGCUACACCACCUGUUUCAAGUAGCAGGAUGGUGGUGGAUGACGAAGACGAGGAUGAACCUAUGCCAACCAUUGAUGUAGAAUCCGACUCCGAGCUGGAGUAGAUGAUGUGAAGGCACAUUGCGUUCGAGUCAAGGGUGAAAAAAGUAUGGAUAGACCUUUAUCCCAAUCUUACAGAAUGUGACGUUUCCUCUCGGCGUAUGCGUUUAGUCCGUUGGCCACUGUUGUCAGUUGUGAUGGUUUCGCCCUCUUCGUCAGAAUCUGGGGUAUCUCGGCGGUCAUUGCUUUGUUGCUGUGACAGAGACGGGAUCUGUUCACAUACAAAGCGAUAAUUAAUCACGUGAAGUGUCAAUGGGUCGAGAUCUACUCACCCUUUCGAUCCAACUAGAUGCGAACUCAUUUUCUGGAUCUAGGACCCUCGCCCGUUCGAAGAAGACUUGGGCAUCACGAAGCAUACUUGCGUUUAAUUCGGCUUGACGAUCUGAGAGGGUGUUAUAGAUAGCAAGAGCCUAUAUGAAGCCAACAUACCAUCAUACUGAAUGUCAGAAUCUUGUUGCCCCUGAGAGAGAUAGAGGCAGAGAAGUCCAGCGUAUAUGUGUAAGAUAGGGUUGUCCUCGUAGGGCGGAGAGGGAAGAUACCUGAGUUUGUGGUAUAAACACAAAAUCGGGAAUAAGGCUAAAGAAUACGCACAACUCCAGUUCAUCAAGUGCUUUCCUAUGC